Oreochromis niloticus (Nile tilapia) is the source of this 2297-nucleotide messenger RNA. RefSeq lists its product as uncharacterized. The transcript is spliced from 2 exons. The record is from RefSeq and is a predicted model, not a curated record. Gene Ontology annotation, cellular component: membrane. Gene Ontology annotation, biological process: protein homooligomerization. Lineage: Eukaryota; Metazoa; Chordata; Actinopteri; Cichliformes; Cichlidae. The coding region runs from base 343 to 1650 and encodes 435 amino acids.
AGUCAAAGGAAAUCUAGAUUUAUGGUUUUGAGAAACAUCCCGAUAACUUUUGAUUAAAUUAUAAUUAAAAAAUCCAAAACCUUUCAUCUAAUGCCAACAUCUGUGGAUGGAUGACACCAGUGUGAGCUUCAUAGCUACGAAGGAGAUCAACGACAUUUUUAAAAGAGAUUGAGAGUGAUGACAGAGUGCGUGUGUGAAUGUCUGUGGUGUAUUUUGGGAGAUGGUGAGGGGAAGGGGGUUGAAUUUUUUGUCGCCAUGGGGACAGGAGGGGCUGACAUUUGAAGUUUAUCUCAUACACACGCAGUGCUGCCGUGGACUCGCUGGAAGCACAGUGGUACAAAGAUGAAGCCGACACUUAUAGCCGUCUUGUGUCUACCUCUUCUCGUCAUUCACAUUAACCCUUCACUGGCUGCCAAAAGAGGAAAGUUUCCUCAGAUAAUGAAUGUUUUUAAGAAGCCUUCAAAAACAAAACCUAAUCUGGACACUAAGUCUAAGACCCAACAACCCACACAGUUCAACCAAGGAGGGUACCCUCAACAACCGAGCAGACCAGGAGGCUACCCCAACACAGGAGGUUACCCUCAACAACCAAGCAGACCAGGAGGAUACCCUUACCAAGGAGGUUACCCUCAACAACCAGGCAGACCAGGAGGAUACCCUUACCAAAGUGGGUACCCUAAUCAAGGAUUCUACCCAGGGUAUCCAGGACAUCAAGCUGGUGCUUACCCAGCACCGGGCUACCCAUACAGGGGCAGUUAUGGGGGUUAUCCAGGUGGAUACAUAAACAACAACCCAAACAACAAAAUCCUAAGUCCUCACUAUGCCGGCAGCUUUGGGUAUGGGGGUUAUGGUGCUGGUGGCGGCUCUCCCUUCUCAAACUAUGCAAAGGCACAGGGCUUUGUUCCCUCUGAUAAAUCCAAAGGUUUUGGUCGCAGAGCAGCAAUGGCAGCAGCUGGAGGCGCUCUGACAGGAAUGGCCCUGGGCUACGGGUUAGGACGGUUCCCCCGUCCUCACUUUGACUUCCACAGCCCCCGGGAGGAGUAUUACUACAACUACUACAUGUACAGGAAGUAUGGUAUUAGAUCUACUGAUACAAAUGACUUCAGCAGAGAUUACGAAUACAUUCAAGAUGACGUAACAUUUGAUAGUUUCAUGAAGUCCUGCAUGAAUAGGGCAGAUCUUCUCCCUGUAAAGAAUCGAAAACCAAACCUCAAACCAGCUGCGACUACAUCUAAACCCCCCACAGCUGCUACUGUGAACUCCACCACAGCAUCAAUUACUGCUGCUCUUGGCACUGCCAGCAGCACCACAAGUAACAGCACCGCAACGAAAAACUCCUCAACCGAUUCCCCUGCAACUCCUCACCCUCUGAAUAAGUCUGAAGUCAAUCCUGCACCUGCAGCUUCACAGCUUCUCCAAACUGAUGAUGAUGACACAGUGAGCAUUGUGGAGAUUGGUUACCCAGCACUGAUCACACAGGUUAAACUCAAGAGGUGCAUCGAACUUUACAUCGUCAAUGAUGAAAGGAACUUGAAGAAGAAGACCAAACUUAAAAGCAGCAGUGGGGCGCAAAGACUGGAGACAGAUGUGCGAGAGCUUUUCUCCAUCAUCACCAGCAUUAUAGUGAUACUGCAAACACAGCUGCACUAAAGCCUUCUUUACACAGAGAAACCUGUAUGAUGUGUCGCUCAUUUGGUUUUUGAUCUGACCAAAUGAGUCUGCGAUGAAACACUCACUACCCACAUGCAACACUUUCACAGCCCACCAGGGGGCAGCAUAGCAGACUUUUAUGAUCCCUGGUUUUUGUAUAUGUUUGCACACACUAGAAAUGCAAUCAAACUCUAGAUGUUUGGUUUUGAGAAACAUCUCAAUGAGUUUGGAGUAAAUUAUAAUCAACAAAUGUAAAAGUUUUCAUCUAAUGAUUGACUUUGGGUCAUAAACUGUGCAUGAAUGACAUCAGCCUGAGCUGAACUAGCUGAGUAGAGUAUGCUUUAACUAAGAUUGUAAAUAAGUUAAAGUUUCUAAGCAUGUCAGCAUGCUAGAAGCAGGAUGAAGCUGAAAACACUAGUGUGAGCUGCAGAUGGACUCUCAUUGUAUUUACUGAAGAAAGCUGAUUGGUAUCAGCCCUAAAGAUGAUCCAUUCUGAUCUAUUAAUAUAUGAUGGAGUCAAAUAUGUCAAAGUCAAAAAUUUUCCAAAGUCAUGCAAUGGUCGGAUUGGAGUCUUCACUGGACUAAUUCUGGCCAAGGGGCCUUAUGUUUGACACCACUGCAAUAAACAGUAACCUCGUGAGAUUGAA